Messenger RNA from Diaporthe amygdali, 2874 nucleotides. RefSeq lists its product as uncharacterized. Gene Ontology annotation, cellular component: cytosol; membrane; cell wall. Gene Ontology annotation, biological process: proteolysis. The record is from RefSeq and is a predicted model, not a curated record. Gene Ontology annotation, molecular function: serine-type endopeptidase activity; tripeptidyl-peptidase activity. The coding region runs from base 1 to 2874 and encodes 957 amino acids. The transcript is spliced from 4 exons. Lineage: Eukaryota; Fungi; Ascomycota; Sordariomycetes; Diaporthales; Diaporthaceae.
AUGGCCCUUGUACACUCAUUUUUUCUUCUCGGGGCCUUCCAAUUCGUGCACGGGGUUGUGGCCCAGGACUUUUCUGGUUCCCAACCACUGUCCCGCUUGGCGAAUGGCUUUAUUGUCGAAUACGCGGAUGACCCGCAGACCCACUCAGUGGAUGUCCUUCAAAAUGUUGUUGCUCAAGUGUCAGAUGCUACGGGCGUGCAAGUCUCACAUAAGAUGGAUCUGAGGAGCAGCAUUUUCAACGGCGCCUCUUUUCAAAUUACUAGAGAGCCUGACAGUGGCGCAAGUGAGGGCUUGAUGACUACUGAUGAGCUGUUGGAGGCUGCCUUGCUCCAGAUGCCUGCUAUCGCAGCUGUGUAUCCCAACACAGUGCGCUAUCUUCAAGCUCCGAUAGAGUACCGGGAUAUUGGCACGGACGAGGCUUUCACUUCGUUGAAACGGAGGCAGACUAGCAACGGUAGCGACGAGGCCCAGAUCUACUUUGGACAGGAUGGCACGCCCUUGAUAAACCCUCACGGAAUGACAGGGGUGGAUAGACUUCAUGCAGAGGGAAUCACAGGUGAAGGUAUCAAGAUUGCUAUCAUUGACGCAGGAAUCGAUGCCUUCCAUGAGGCCCUUGGAGGGGGAUUUGGGCCAGGGUUCAAAGUAGCGGGAGGAUAUGACUUUGUCGGUGAUCAGCCUGACAACGAUGUCGACCCACCUGUUCCCGACAACUCUCCGCAGACAGUGUGUGCAAAUCAUGGUACAGCAACUUCGGCGAUCGCGGCAGGACUACCAUAUAAGUUCGGAUUUGUAGGUGUCGCGCCGAAUGCCACAAUCUAUCACUACAAGGUGUUUCCUUGCUCCGGAGGCGUUUCGACUGACGUCGGGGUCAACGCUUCCCUUGCUGCAUACGAGGAGGGUGUCGAUGUCAUCAAUGCCUCCAUUGGAGGCCAAGGAGGAUGGGGCAACGACCUGUGGGGAGUCAUCGCUUCCAGAAUUAUGGCAAAUGGGACGGCCUACAUUAUAGCAGGUGGAAACGAUGGUGCUCGCGGCACAUUCAUUGCGAAUUCGCUGAGCAGCACACAAGGAGUUCCGAGUAUUGGCUCCAUUGAUAACGCUUACAGCCCGGCCUUGGUCGCCAAUGGUUCAUACAGUGUCAACGAAGGCGAAGCAGUACCUUUCGAAUAUGCACCCGGGUUCCCUGCAAACUGGACCUCGCCCCUGGAGAUCAUCAAUUUGCAGGUCAAUGGCUGCACACCGUACCCAAACACAACCUACGCUCCAAAUCAGGUGAUUCUACUGCAAAGACCUUACGCAGGCACUACUGGUUGCGACCAGAAUGCACAAGUAAAGGCCGCCGGUAUCCGGAACAUCCUAUUUUACAACUACUUUGACGACGUUGCCACCAGACCAUUACCCCUCGUGACGACCGAAGGAUUUCCCUUUGACUGGCUAGAUGGCGUGGGAUACGUUGACAAUGCUGUGGGAACCAAAUUAGCUGGACUUGUAGCCGGUGGAAACAAGAUUACAUUGGACUUGCCCUGGAAGCCUGAUAACGACACUAGAAUACCAAGACUGAUGAAAAACGACAUUAGUGGGGGCUUCGUGUCAAACUACACCACAUGGGGACCAACGUAUGAGGCAAAGAUUGGCACUACUUUCUCUGCUCCUGGUGCAAACAUCAUGACGGCUGGUGGAACGAUCUAUGGAGGUCUCGUCAUCGCCAGUGGAACAUCAUUUUCGGCGCCAUACGUUGCCGGUGUCGCGGCUCUCAUCAGGCAGGCCCAUCCUGGCAUCACGCCCAACGAGAUUAUCAACCGCCUAGCCACGACUGCAAAACCAGUCAGAAUGCAGUCAAACCAGCGAGAGACACAGGACUACCUGGCUCCUGCCUUCCAGCAGGGCGGAGGAAUGAUCGAUGCUUACGCCGCUCUGAAGACCACCACUACACUGAAUGUCAGCGACCUCGCUUUCAACGACACAGCGUACAGCCAGCCCCAGAGCUUCGAGAUUCGGAAUGGAGGAGGUGACUCCGUGACAUAUGAACUUACUCACAAUCCCGGCCCGACUUUGUACACUUUCUCACCCGGCAACACCACGGUCACGGCCUUCAACAACGACUCUGCCUUCCCAGAAAACAUACUGCCCGACGCCCAUGCCGAGCUGUCAUUCUCCCAGUCAUCGGCAACAGUGGAAGCCGGGGGGACUGCUGCGUUCACAGUACAGGUUACGCCACCGGCCGGUCUCGAGGCGAGUCGACUCCCGCUGUACAGCGGCUUUAUCACGAUCACAGGCUCCAACGGUGAUAACCUCUCCUUGGCUUAUGGCGGAAUAGGCGCUGAGCUGCGCAGCGUGCCUGUGCUGGACACGACCCCCGGGCAGGAGAAGACGGUUCUGAUAGCCAACACGACGGAUGGCGACGUCCGCCCUGGCCUGGACGGCAACAACCUGACCAGCACCUUCACUAUCCCGCGCGUGACGGGUAAUAUCACAACCAGCACGGCACUUACCAACCUGACCCUGCCGGGAUAUCAGAUCACCCCUCUGUUCGGGUCGCUGCGGCUCAACGUCUCGCUGCUGCAGGACGGCGUGAACCUCGGUCUGGUCAGCACAGUUGGCGACAUUCAGCCUUACUACGUGCGGGACGCGGCCACCAGCGCUUAUUUUUACGGGCGGAUGGCGGACAACACCUUCGUGCAGGACAGCGGGACGUAUAGGUUCCAGCUGCGCCUGCUGAGAGUGACUGGGAACCCCGAUAUCGAGGCGGAUUGGGACCAGGUUGUCACGGAGCCUUUCACGCUGAUCUUCUCGGAUGUCGUUGGGAACGCAUCGUCGGUUGCUGCUCGAGACAGGCGCAGCAGGUCACCGGGUGGCGGGAAGUACUUUCCUCUUUGA